Acipenser ruthenus (sterlet) is the source of this 6064-nucleotide messenger RNA. Its product is annotated as receptor-type tyrosine-protein phosphatase N2-like. Gene Ontology annotation, molecular function: protein tyrosine phosphatase activity. Bases 177 to 3365 code for a protein of 1062 amino acids. Gene Ontology annotation, biological process: protein dephosphorylation. The transcript has 23 exons. NCBI's taxonomy places the organism in Eukaryota, Metazoa, Chordata, Actinopteri, Acipenseriformes, Acipenseridae. Gene Ontology annotation, cellular component: secretory granule. The record is from RefSeq and is a predicted model, not a curated record.
AGUGCUGAUUCCAGUCGCUGCUCUGUUAGGUUGGCUGCGGGAGUUGAAGUAGGUAGAGGCUGACCAGAGAACACGUUCAACCACCUUCACCCUAUGCGUGCUCCCUGCUAAAAAAAAUAAAAUAAAAACAACACAAUGGAUUGUUAGCGAAAGUGUGCAAUGGAUCAUCAAGAAUAAUGGAUUCGCUUGCCUGCAUUAUCCUGUUCCUUUUGGCUUUUCAUACCCAUUCUUCUGCCACUGCCGACAGAAAAUUCGGUUGCUUGUUUGAGGAUGAGCUGUGCACACCCUAUGAGAUCUGUGUAAAUGACCGGUUGUUUGGCAGGUGCCAGCGGGUUCCGGUGAUAGACGUAUACAGAUACGAAGUUUCACCUCCUGUUCUGCAGAGCCUCAGGAGCCUCCUGCACAAGCUGUCUCACAGAGGUCUGACUUGGCAAGAUGACACAACCCAGCAGGUGAUUUCAAAAGAACUAUCCAAACUCCAAAAGAUUUACUACAGGCGUCCAGAUUCCAGCUCCACAGACACCAACAACCAGCCCAGGGCUGGAAGUCAAGGCGUUGACAGUGGAAAAAAUGAUGGAAAGAAUGGAGAAGCUAACCUGGGGAAGUCUUUGCAGCAGUAUCUUCAGUAUCUGGGGUUUGUACCCCAGUCAACAGCACAGACCAAUCAGAAGGCUAAGAACGAGAAACCUCCCGUCAAGAGUGAUGCAAUCCAGGCCGACCAUUUCAUUGACUACAUCCGUCAGAAGUCCAAGACAAGAGGAAAGGCUCCUCCAUCCAUCUUCUCUCUUGCACCGUCUCUUCAGACACAGUAUCCUGACAACACCACCCCCCCAAGGCCCUUUGUUCCCUUCCAGCUUGAAAGAGCCCCAGCCCAGCUAGGAGCAGUGGACUUCCCCAGCAAGCAGUCAAUAGCCAGCAAGGCUCUCCUUUCCACCUUAGAGGGGUACCUGGCAAAGAAGAUAGCAGCUCAACAGACACACAACGCUGCCCCUGAUGUGCAGCCCAAGGGCCCACUCGUUUACAAUAGCCAGCUGCGUCAGCCUACGACCAGCCAAUUAGAAAGCAUGAGCCCAAGUGAAGAUGUGGACAGCUACAAGGGCAAGAAACCACUUCAACCGAAACCUGACAGCCGGCCUCAGAGACCCCAAUCUGAUAGGCUGACCUACAAGACCGGCUUGAAACAAGAAACUGCCAAGGAUCCCCUCAGCUUCAUGGAUGAAAGCUUCAUUGAGAAUGUGGUGAAACAGCUGGGGAAGCACAGUGUCAACAUAGAUGGGCUGAGCCCCAAGGAGCUGGACCAGCUGGCGGACGUGAUCGCUGAUGCCCUGCAAGUCGUGGACCAGGGCGACACAAACCCCCAGGAGAUGAAGAGAGUGUCUGCUCCCGGCAUGGAGGAGUAUGAGAAUGACAUGAUCGGGGAAGACGACAUGAUGCAAGAGAGGCAAUUAGAAGAAAAUAACCAAGUUCCAACUGAAAAGGACAAGAGCUUAGUAGCAAAACUGAUUCAGUAUCUGGACAAGACCGCCAGUACCGAAGCCCCAGAACUGGAUUCUGUGUUGGCGGAAAGCCACGACAAGGAGACAGAGACAUCGGAAGCUUCGGAAGAGCCUGUCGUCGAGAAGAAAGAAAUUGGGGUGGAAAACGUGAGGAGCAAAACCACCUUGAAGUAUCUGUCCAUGGAGAAGAAAAAAUUGGGAGAGGAGGACUCCAAGGAGGCGGCUGAACUGCAGCGCUGGAUUCAAGAGGCUGUGGAGCCAGCCAAUUCCAUCUACGCCAAGCCCCACAAGAAAGACAUGAAGUUUGAGGAGGAGCUACGACUCGAUGUGGAAUCUGGGGGCGAGGAACAGUAUGGCUACAUCGUGACAGACAAAGGUACUCUUGACACAGACACAGGCUUGCACUUAAUGGAGGUUUUGGCGCAUCACCUGAAGCUGCAGAUGAAGGAUUUCGUCGAUAUUGAGGUGCUGGGCCCAGCUGUGACCUUCAUAGUGCGUUCAAACCCACAGAACCUGACGACUGCAGAUGUGGCCAAUGCAGCAGUGGCACAGAAGGAGAAGCUUGAAAAGGAGACCGGAGUGAAGAUUCUGCAAGCUGGAAUGGGAGAUAAGAGCACAUUGAAGUUGCUGCCCCUCAGAUCGGAGAAGGAGGAUUCUACAAAGUUCCUUGUUCUUACAGUUAUCACAAUUGUUUGCAUCAUUGGAAUCCUCGCGGGUUCUGGAGUUGUGUAUUGUCUGCGCCAUCGCUCUCACCACAAGCUAAAGGAAAAGCUCACCGGGCUGGGGAGUGAUGCUGGCUCAGAUGCCACUGCCGCCUAUCAGGAGCUGUGCCGGCAGCAUAUGGCAGUGAAGACGGCAGAGCGCCCGGAGCCCCACCACACCUCCCGCAUCAACAGCGCCUCAUCCCAGUUCAGUGAUGGGCCAAUACCGAGCCCCACGGCACGCAGCAGCACCUCCUCCUGGUCUGAGGAGCCGGUGCAGUCCAACAUGAACAUCUCUACCGGGCACAUGGUUCUGUCUUACAUGGAGGAUCACUUGAAGAACAAGAAUCGCCUGGAGAAGGAGUGGGAGGCAUUGUGUGCUUAUCAAGCAGAGCCGAACGCCGCCACAGUCGCACAAAGGGCUGAGAAUGCUAAGAAGAACCGCACUGACAAAGUGCCUGUCUAUGAUCACUCCAGAAUUACAUUGAAGGUUGAAAAUAACCGUGGCAAUUCAGAUUACAUCAAUGCAAGUCCAAUUAUGGACCAUGAUCCCAAGAGCCCUGCAUACAUUGCUACUCAAGGCCCACUGCCUUCUACUGUUGCAGAUUUCUGGCAGAUGGUCUGGGAGAACGGCUGUGUCGUUAUUGUCAUGCUGACACCACUGACUGAAAACGGAGUCAAACAGUGCUACCACUACUGGCCAGAUGAGGGUUCAAACCUCUACAAUAUUUACGAGGUAAAUCUUGUAUCUGAGCACAUCUGGUGUGAGGAUUUCCUGGUGCGAAGCUUUUAUCUGAAGAACCUGCAAACGAACGAGACGCGCACGGUGACGCAGUUCCACUUCCUCAGCUGGAUGAACCAGAGCGUCCCCGAGUCCACCAGGUCCCUCCUGGACUUCCGCAGGAAAGUAAACAAGUGCUACCGGGGACGCUCCUGUCCAAUAAUUGUCCACUGCAGUGAUGGCGCAGGAAGAAGUGGGACAUACAUUCUGAUUGACAUGGUUCUCAAUAAGAUGGCUAAAGGAGCUAAAGAGAUUGAUAUUGCUGCUACACUGGAGCACUUGAGGGACCAAAGACCAGGCAUGGUGCAAACAAAGGAGCAGUUUGAGUUUGCAUUGACAGCCGUUGCGGAGGAGGUGAACGCGAUACUCAAAGCUCUUCCACAGUGAGAGUUCAGAGCUGCUUAGGCUCCCAGAAGAUUCUUCUUUAGGUUCUGUAUCCUGUCAGUCAAUGUUGUACGAAAAACCGGAACCUGAUCUCUUAACUGUGUAUCUUUUUAUUGUAAUCUGUUUAAAAAAAAAAUACUCAAAAAGGUUCAACAGAUGUUUGUUUGUUUUUUUUAAAUUGUCCGAGCUAAAAUUGGUUUAGAUACGUCUGCCAGCUGUGGAUCAGUUCAAUAAAUGAAAAGGGCAUUUUAGUGCUAUUUCCAAGAGCUUGGCCCCAUUGAAUUCCAUUAUAUUCUGGCCAGGGCAUUUCAAUAUGGUGAGGAUGUAACACACAUACUGUAGGCAUCUUUUAAUGCCUUUUAAUAUAAAAUACGUAAACAUUCUGCCAUUGCAGUGAUUAAAACCCAAUAAUAAUAAUAAUAAUAAUAAUAAUAAUAAUAAUAAUAAUAAUAAUAAUAAUAAUAAUAAUAAAUUCAUCAUGAAAGCUUGAUCUGAUCCACACUUGAAAGCUUAAUUAUUCCGACCUAUUUAAAUUAUAAUCGAUAUCAGUAAAAAUAUUGGUAGAAAUCCAAAGUGUUUGGUUUUACUACAUUUAUUAUUAACUACAGUUGCAGAAAGUGGUGUUAAUAGCAAUUAAAGAAUAGUCUUCGUCUGUAUAUAGUCUAGUAAUGUAAGACUGAUCAUGUAGCUUUACCAUGUCACGGUUUGGUUCUCAGAGCUGCACAAGACUGCUCAUGGUGCCCUGCUUUUGAUUUAUAAGCUGGCUGGGUGUUGUGUUUUAAUUUGUGAAAUGUUCUUUAAGUAUUAUAAUUUGGUUCCCAUUAUGUAACUCUCUAUUUUAAUAAGGCUAUUGAAGCUGCAGCCUCCUGCAUCGUUAUGUAUGUGUGCUUUCAUUCUUUUAUGUCAUUGACAAAGCCUUCUGGGGUCACUGUAAAAGUAAGCCAUUGUCACAGUAACCAGUUGGCGAUUCGUUAUGAUCGGGGUAACUUUUCUUUGUCACUGUAGUUUCAGCAAGGCCAGUGAUUAGGUUGUUAAAACAAGCCUAACCUCUGUGUGAACACACUAAUAAAAGAUCAUUGUUUUAUUGAAUCACAAAAAAGGUGCCAUGUGCAUUGAAUUAAGUGAAAGAGCUAUCACAGUGAACACUGAGGCUCUUUCUCUGUUAUUGCACUGGAUCAAUGUACUGUAGAUCACAGGCCUCUGUAGUAUUGGCUACCUGUGCUUGCUUUGACUCCAGCUUGGGUUUUUGAUGCUGGCUGCAGUCUGUCAGGGAAUGAACUACGAUGACCAGACUCAUUUCUGCUGAGAUCAUAGACUGAGUGAAAAUCUUUUAUCUAAAAGAACUGUAGACUAGUCCUCCACCCACGGUAGUGAGGCAUUCACCUAACAUUUACAUAAACCCAUCCCUGAGUGUGACGCUGCACUGUGACCUGUUUGAAGUCUGUCCAGAAAGGGGAUAGUAUCAUUUCAGUGAUCAUGAUUUGAGGCUUUUCUUUGUUUAAAUGUACAUUUUAUGAUUUGACAUUUACACCUGUGUCUGACUGUUACAAAAAACAUUUCAUUCCAGCUGGCAACUACUUGUUGAGGUUAGGUUUUGCCCUAAAAAAUAAAAGCAUUUUUUAAUGUAUUUUUUAAUACCAUACUAAGGAUGGUUAGAUCUUUUUCAACACAAGAGAUAUCAAAGCAUACGAUAGUGUCAAAAUCUAUUUAGAAUUUCAUAUUGCUUGGUUAACCAUCAUAUAUAAUAACUAUCAUACAGGAUGGGCAAAUUAAAAGCAAAAUAAAACACACACACACACACACACACACACACACACAAAUUGAGUUUAGGUAAUUGUUUGUCAUUUUAUACAAUUCUAAAGCCAAGACAAUGCCUCAGUCAAUCUUAAAAUAAUCUUUUAAACUAUAAUCCUACAUAUGCAGAAGAGUCUUUGCAUUCCCCCCUCCCCCCGAGUUCUAUAUGCAGAAGAUUCUUUGUAUUCUUUUCCCCCCGAGUUCUAUAUGAAGAAGAUUCUUUGUAUUCUUUUUCCCCUGAGUUCUAUAUGCAGAAGAUUCUUUGUAUUCUUUUCCCCCUGAGUUCUAUAUGAAGAAGAUUCUUUGUAUUCUUUUUCCCCUGAGUUCUAUAUGCAGAAGAUUCUUUGUAUUCUUUUCCCCCUGAGUUCUAUAUGCAGAAGAUUCUUUGUAUUCUUUUUUUCCCCCUGAGUUCUAUAUGCAGAAGAUUCUUUGUAUUCUUUUUUUCCCCUGAGUUCUAUAUGCAGAAGAUUCUUUGCAUUCUUUUUCCCCCUGAGUUAGUAAAGACCUUGGAGGUCCAGCCAUUGCUUGAGCCUCCCCUCUACAGGGCGGCUUCCUUAUAGAAUUGGGUCACCAAGCACAUCCUUUGCCAUUGUGCUGCCUCUUGAAUUAAAAAUGAGUAUAAAAAAAGACAUUGCCUGAUAAAGCUUACUGUUAAACCAGCAUGAUCUUCUCUUGCCGAGAAGAAAGAUGACUGAGAUAUUUUCACAUUCUUGUUUUCUUUGCCUUUCAAACCAUUAUACUGGCCUGCUGCCCCUGUGCUAUUUUCUUUUUAUUUUUAAUUUCAGCUUAUGUAUCUGUACAUAUCGAUUCAAAUUAUACAAAGUAUUUUGUUCUACCUAUGUAAAAAAAAAAAAAAAAAAGAAUCCCUUGUGAAUAAAGUGUCCUGGUUUGUGCUGUGAAUAAUGCAA